UAUGGUGUUUUGAUUUGAAAAAUGAUGCGUUUCUUCCUCUCAGUACGCUUCAUCCGUGCUCCAUGAACACGCGGUAGUCGCAACGCAGUAGCAGUGGUCAACGCGUGGCGUAGGUUUUCGUAUGGUCUUCUCUGGUAUGGUGUUAUGUGAAUUUAAAGUAUUUACGCGUCUCAUUUACCUUGAUGUCACCUGUACGUGUUACCAAAUACGUUAAUCGUCGAUCAGCGUUGGUAGAAAAGUAAAUCUGCCUGCCUGACUAUUAAGUUGCUGGCAGCAUGGACGACUCCGAUGCCACUAUCGACUCUGAUGAGUUGGAGUCGUUGGUUUCUAAAAACCGUCGACAAGAUGGCCGAGAUACUACUCGCUGCGACGUUCCUCGAAAGCGACAAAAAGUCAGCGAACGACCGGUUAAGAUACACGUGAUAUCGGACUCCAGCGGCAGUGAUACCGACUGCGAAGAGGUGCCGUGCAAGCCCGCAGUCCCGAAGCCCGCGCCCAAGAAACCGGUGUCAACUACACCGCGCAAGCCCGGCACAUCACCCAGCUCGAAAAAACUCACGGUUGACAAAAAACAAGCUUCGAAGCCUAACAGGCAACCGGUCCGAGGAGACCAUAAUAUUGUGCGCGAGGCCAAGAAAACUGUAGAAGCAGCCGCUUCGGACGAUCGGCCGGUGUGCAAGUACGGACCCAGCUGCUAUCGCAAGAAUCCAGAGCACAGACGGGAGUUUCGUCAUGACGUGGCGAAAAAUCCGAAGCCUUCAUGCUACAACGGCGCUUUGCUGAGCCUCUACUACACCACCGUCACGGGUAUUCCGGCCCGCUACAAUGCUGCGCAAAUCGCACGCUCCGUACGGGACCUUCUCUCACCCGACAUGGGUCGCCUGAUGCGCUCUGCGCAGUUCAAUUACUGCUUCGACAUUCCCUGGCUCGUCGAACAGUACCCGGCCGACUUCCAAAAGCUGCCCUUACUCGUGGUUCACGGAGAACAGCGGGAGGCAAAAAAAGCUCUCGAAGCAUCGGCAUCUGGAUUCCAGCACGUUUCCUUCGCUCAGGCUAAGCUGGAAAUCGUGUACGGCACGCACCACACCAAAAUGAUGCUACUUUUGUACAAAGAAGGGCUGCGCGUCGUCAUACACACGGCCAACAUGGUCCCGACCGACUGGGCUCAGAAAACUCAGGCCAUCUGGGUUGGGCCUGUUUGUCCGCGCCUCGCGCCAGGUUCGAGCGGUGGUGACUCUGAAACUGGGUUCAGAACAGACCUUCUCAACUACCUGUCGGCCUACGGUGACACCCACAUAAAUGAGUGGUGCCAUUAUAUUCGCACGCAUGAUUUCUCUGCAGUCAAGGUUUUCCUAGUCGGUUCAGUGCCGGGAAGACACACAGGGACGAGGAAGUCAUGUUUCGGCCACUUGAGACUCCGAAACCUGCUCAGUCAACAUGGACCUAGCAAGGACCUGGUGUCUAACCAUUGGCCUCUUGUUGCCCAGUUCUCCAGUAUUGGUUCUCUGGGUGCUAGUGCAGAGAGUUGGCUGUUGGGCGAGUUCCUCUCCAGCCUCUCAACAACAAAGGGUUCUGUAGUGACAGCACGGUCAGUGCCUCUGAAGCUCGUGUUCCCUUCGGUGGAUGAUGUUCGCUGUAGCCUUGAAGGCUACCCUGCCGGUGCCUCUAUCCCUUACAGCAUAGUCACGGCAGACAAACAGCGAUGGCUGGACUCCUUCUUCCAUCGGUGGAAGAGUGAACGAUUGGGCCGCACUGCUGCAUCUCCCCACAUCAAAACGUACACCCGACUUUCACCCAGCGGCAAGCAGAUUGCCUGGUUGCUCGUCACGAGUGCCAACCUUUCGAAGGCUGCUUGGGGUGCUCUGGAGAAAAAUGGAAGCCAGCUGAUGAUACGUUCGUACGAACUUGGAGUGCUCCUCUUUCCUGGGAACUUUGGGCAGGCGACUACCUUUGUUGUCUCCGACGAGGCAGGCGGAAAUGGUGCUCUGUUUUUGCCUCUUCCGUACGAUGUGCCUUUGGCCCCGUACACAAAAGAUGACGAACCUUGGACUUGGGAUAGCCAGCAUAGAGAACUACCCGAUCGGUUUGGGAACAUGUGGUGUCCACCUGUAAAUAGGCGGGGCCGGUAGGAAUAAUUAAAGCAAUUUGCAAGGUUGUGCUAUGGGGAGUUUUAAAAUUUGUGCCAAUGAUCCUGACUGUGGUUUUAUUAUUCACAGUUUAUUUUGCUUUUAAUGAACUUGUAUACUUCUUCCUUUCAUAAUUGGUGUGUAGCUGUGACACCUUAUUGCAGCAUUUGUCGGUGUUGGAUUUUUACUCUUGCACUGAAGAAGCAUUUCAAUUUGUAAUCAGUACUCAUUGCAGUAGAAUAUUCAAUAUGCUAAAAUUCUGGUUUAUAUGCUUGCCAGUGAGCCAACGUUUUCAAGAGUUACUGUGGCAUGAAUGCUCAUUGUGAUAUGAUCACUUCUUGAUGUCUAACUGUAUAAUAUAUUGCUAGCUUUGGUCAUUACCAGUGUCAUGAAAUCAACUUUUCAUAAUAAAUUUUUGUUGGUGUAUAGUGUUCUGCUAGUUCAAAUCGUAGCACAAAAUGCUGGUGUCAAUCUUUAUGAGAAUGAUGCCAUUUAAAAAAGUAAUUGAAUUACUUUUUUGCAAUACUGUUAUACCAAAAACAUGGCAAGAUGUUUGGAAGUUAAAAAAGAAGAAAAAAAAAAGCUAGUCAGUGAUGCCACCUUAAAGUUUGUGCAGCACUUGCUUACGUUACACAUGGCCCAAUGAAGACAUAAAUUCAGACACUAUCCAUGAAAGCCCACGUAACCAUUUAUUGAUAAAAGUGUCCUGUGUUCCACAUACAGGAGCCUAAUGCUUGGCAUGGUAAGGUCACUCAGAAUUAAUCCAGCCAGACAAGGAGAAAAAAAAAAAAGCUAGUUUCUAGUGCCACACUGGCAUACCAAGCACUGUUUCUUAUAGCAAAGGGCAUACCAGCAUCAAGGCUUCAGUGCAGAAUACGAUAAUAUAAACUUUGAAUUUGAUUUUCUUUUUUAAUAUUGAGCCUACGAUCGGGAUAUCAAUGACUGUGAAAUUGAGGAAAAUAAAAAUGCUUGAGAUAUUUUUUGAGAAAUCACA
Messenger RNA from Rhipicephalus microplus (southern cattle tick), 3120 nucleotides. It is a transcript of the gene gkt, whose product is annotated as tyrosyl-DNA phosphodiesterase glaikit. Lineage: Eukaryota; Metazoa; Arthropoda; Arachnida; Ixodida; Ixodidae. Gene Ontology annotation, biological process: DNA repair. Gene Ontology annotation, cellular component: nucleus. Gene Ontology annotation, molecular function: single-stranded DNA binding; double-stranded DNA binding; 3'-tyrosyl-DNA phosphodiesterase activity. The record is from RefSeq and is a predicted model, not a curated record.